Messenger RNA from Rodentolepis nana, 237 nucleotides. Lineage: Eukaryota; Metazoa; Platyhelminthes; Cestoda; Cyclophyllidea; Hymenolepididae. The record is from the annotation of a GenBank genome assembly.
AUGGCAAUCCUAUUUUAUGACGAAUUCACUAUCUUUCUCUACACCCGACAUAAGUUAAUCACGAACGAUUUCGAGUACAUGUUCGAUCUUGGCAAUAUUCAUCGUUCUUUCAGUAAUUGGUCAACAGCUCUUGAUUCGGCCCCUAUAAAAUCCGAUGAGCUGCGUUCUUGCGCCGACUCUAAUAGCCAUGAUUUAAUCACAAUCAACACAAGAAUUCUAAUUCAACCCUCAGAAUAA